CGAAUAACAAAUUCCACUAACACAGUAUUUGCAAUUCUAGAGCGACGGGAUCUCUCCGGUAAAUAUCGGAAACUAAUAUUCGCAGCGAGCAAGAUCUCGACGUUUCUCAGAUCCGUCCGGCGAGUUAGAUCUUUGAGGAAUCAUGGCUCCGGUCUCGGCACUUGCCAAGUAUAAGCUGGUGUUUUUGGGAGAUCAAUCCGUCGGCAAAACCAGUAUCAUCACUCGAUUCAUGUACGACAAAUUCGACAAUACUUACCAGGCCACAAUUGGUAUUGAUUUUCUAUCAAAGACAAUGUACCUUGAAGAUCGAACAGUCAGACUUCAGCUGUGGGAUACUGCUGGGCAAGAGCGAUUCAGGAGUCUUAUUCCGAGCUAUAUCAGGGAUUCGUCUGUCGCUGUUAUUGUGUAUGAUGUUGCAAGCAGGCAAUCGUUCCUUAACACCACUAAGUGGAUCGAUGAGGUUAGGACUGAGCGUGGUAGUGAUGUCAUAGUUGUGCUUGUGGGAAACAAAACUGACCUCGUGGAAAAAAGGCAAGUGUCAAUAGAGGAAGCAGAAGCUAAGGCUCGUGAACUUAAUGUAAUGUUCAUCGAAACCAGUGCCAAAGCAGGCUUCAACAUUAAGGCUCUCUUCCGCAAGAUAGCAGCAGCUUUGCCCGGAAUGGAAACAUUGUCUUCGACAAAGCAAGAGGAUAUGGUUGAUGUCAAUCUCAAGUCAUCCAAUGCAAAUGCAUCUCUGGCUCAGCAGCAAUCAGGAGGAUGCUCUUGUUAAGAUUGGCAACAGCAACAACAACAACAAAUCGAUAGAGAACUAAAAAAACAAACAUAUAAAAAAGUCCCCCAGCCUUUGCAUUAUCCAAUCCGCUAUUGUAAAAUUUUUGCCUGCUUAUUCGACUUUUUUUAAUUUUUCUUUCAUCAGAUUGUUUUAAGAAAGACUUGGUUUUAGCUUGUGGUUUUGUUCCUAACUCUGAUCAUUUGUGGUCUUUUGAAGUUUAAAUGCUUUCCCUGCUUCAGUACUUUU
Messenger RNA from Capsella rubella, 1018 nucleotides. Its product is annotated as ras-related protein RABH1b. Lineage: Eukaryota; Viridiplantae; Streptophyta; Magnoliopsida; Brassicales; Brassicaceae. The record is from RefSeq and is a predicted model, not a curated record. Bases 143 to 769 code for a protein of 208 amino acids. The transcript is spliced from 6 exons. Gene Ontology annotation, molecular function: GTP binding; GTPase activity.